Molecule: messenger RNA, 1842 nt
Organism: Marmota monax (woodchuck)
Lineage: Eukaryota; Metazoa; Chordata; Mammalia; Rodentia; Sciuridae
Product: heme oxygenase 1-like
Exons: 2
Coding region: 133-894 (253 amino acids)
Biological process (GO): heme catabolic process; response to oxidative stress; heme oxidation
Molecular function (GO): heme oxygenase (decyclizing) activity; heme binding
Source: RefSeq, a predicted model, not a curated record
CCAGAAGCAGUGAACAGGUCUCUGUGUUAACGAAAACGGGCAAGGGAAGCUCAGAACAUCAACCCGAAUACAGCCGCUGCCUGCUCCUCCGCCGCCACCAGAGCCACCCGCGCCAGCCAGCCAGCCCCGGCCAUGGACCACCCGCAGUGCCACAGCUUACCCCAGGACCUGUCCGACUCCUUGAAGGAGGCCACCAUGGAGGUGCACACCCAGGCAGAGAAUGCCGAGUUCAUGAGGAACUUCCAGAAGGGCCAGGUGACCCGAAAGGGCUUCAAGCUGGUGAUGGCAUCCCUGUACCACGUCUACGUGGCCCUGGAGGAGGAGAUCGAGCGCAACAAGGACGACCCCGUCUUUGCCCCACUCUACUUCCCCGAGGAACUGCACCGCAGGGCCGCACUGGAGCAGGACAUGGCCUUCUGGUACGGGCCACGCUGGCAGGAGGCUGUACCCUACACAGCAGCCACGCACCGGUAUGUGGAUCGGCUGCAGCAGGUGGGGGGCAGGGAGCCCGAGCUACUGGUGGCCCACGCCUACACCCGCUACCUGGGUGACCUGUCCGGGGGCCAGAUCCUCAAGAAGAUUGUGCAGAAGGCCCUGGACCUGCCCAGCUCCGGAGAGGGCCUGGCCUUCUUCACCUUCCCCAACAUCGCCAGCGCCAACAAGUUCAAGCAGCUCUACCGCUCACGCAUGAACACUCUGGAGAUGACCCCCGAGGUCAGGCAAAAGGUCAUUGAAGAAGCCAAGACCGCAUUCCUGCUCAACAUUCAGCUGUUUGAGGAGUUGCAGGAGCUGCUGACCCAAGACCCCGAGGACCAGCGCCCCUCACAGACGGCAGGCCUUCACCCCCAUGCCAGCAGCCAGGUGCAAGGUGAGGACCUCCUGGGCUCCCAUUGAAAGGGAUGAAGUGCCAGGGUCUGCCCUAGCAGGGUUCAGGGAGUCCUGAAGGAUGAGUGGCGUUGGCGAAAAGGAUGAGACAGGAGUCGUUCCAUUGCAGCAAUCUCCAGAGAGAGCACUAAUGCAGCUUUCUCUGGGUCAUCUUUUAUUGCAAUGUUUCUCAUCAUUAUGGAUUCAGAAUACGUCAUUGAUUAUACAAUUUCAAAACUUUGCCAAGAAGUGACAUUUCCUUAACCAUCAUUAGGAGUAUAGAAAAAUGUAACAUCAAUUUACAUUUUUCCAGGACGUGACCUUUACUUAUCAAUUAUUAAGGGUACAAAAUCAUUAAUAAAAUGUCACUAAUUUACAAAGAAAAUCUGAUUCCUGACAUCCUGACAACUACUUAUUUAUUUAUUUUGGUUGGUAACAGGGGUUGAAUCCAGGGGAGCUUUAUCACUGAGCCACAUCCCGGGCUCUUUUAAAAAAUGUUUUAUUUAGAGACAGGGUCUCACUAAGUUGCUUAGGGCUUUUCUAAGUUGCUGAGGCUGGCUUUGAACUCAUGAUUCUCCUGCCUCAGCCUCCUGAGGUUGCUGGGAUUACAGACGUGCACCACCGUACCUGGCUCCUGCUAAGUAUUCUAUCAGGUGAUGCGGAUAAAUCAUAGAGAUCAAACCUGCCAACUGGAAGGAUUUAGGUACUCAAGGAUGGGGAGUUAAGAGAAGUACAGUACAGCCCCCUGGGCCAACAGAAUGUGGACAUCAACAUAUUUAUCUGAAUCAUCCAUAAUCAGGUUUUACAUUGCAUUCCUCAACCGAACUGACUGGGACAAGUAUAGGCAAAAGCAACUGCUCAGACUGGUAACUUGUCCUGGAUGUCCCUUUGCACAAAUUCUACUUGAGGAAGUUCUCUGCACACACCUGACUUUGGCCAGGACUCAGGAAUACCCACAAGUGGGGAGUAGAGGGAGGG